AUGAAAUUUCUGAUAUUCUCUAGAUCGGGAGGAUUCAAUCCCGCGUCUACCUCGAGAAGCACUACAUCGCCCCCAGAACAGUGUCCCGGAGCACACAACGAUCCACAACAGUACACAGAUGCAGAACAACAACGGUUCAACAAAAUGAAUGGACAAAGAAAUAACAUGUCCUCAUCUAAACCGUUUCCACUUCUCCAUCUACCCAGAUUGCCUCUGUUCAAUGUUUUCAACUGCCUCGGAGUUCAGGAACAAUUCUAUCUCUCGUUCUGCUCAAAAAAAUCAAAAUAUGCUAUCAAGUUCUACACCGAUAGACAGAAGUACUCAGUGACUUUUUAUUUUGAGGAAACCUUUGCGUUCUCCCUGAAAACCACAAAUAGUAAAUUCCUGCUAGACAUCCAAACUCACACACCGAUUUUUGGAUCAAUUUGGACGUUUUUGAGGAGAGUUGAAAAUGAAGCCCCGACAAAUGAGAAACGACUUUUAUUAUUUUUGGUGUACGUGUUUAAUACUCCUGAAAUUUGUCUAGUUUUUGAUGGGAGAAGUCAUCAGUUUGUGAAAGGAUUCAUUAACUUCAUUCAUUCACUGAAGAUGAAUAUCCAAACUUUGAAGAUCAACUCUAUGAGUGAUAAAACCGGGGAAUUUGUUUUGGACAAUUGUAGAGACGUUUCUGAAGUUCUUCUGGAAUGCUUCACGACUACAAGAUUCGAGUAUCUGAACAAGUCUUUGAUCCCGAAGUUCAGUUUUGAUAAGCUCACAAUUAACUAUGCAAAUUGGGUGACCACAAGGCACUUAUCCAAUUUAUUCAUUAAUUGCAAACAUGUCAUAUUAUAUGGAUGCAGCCCACAAAAGCUUGAAAUUCAGCAAUUCAUCAAAAAAUGGAUUUACGGAUGUUCUCAAUUAACCUACGCAAGUCUGGCAUUUAAUUAUGUUGACUUUUUCUGGAAUGAUAUUAUGAGAGAGGUACCAUCUACAAUCGUGCCGAUUGAAGAGAUGGGGGAGGCAUUCUUCACCAACACAGUUUAUCGCAUCAAACAAGAAAAAACUGGAGUGCAAGCAUAUGUUAUUAUGAAAAAUGAUCGUACUAUUGUGAUUACUGAUUCUCUGAAUUUGUUUUAA
Messenger RNA from Caenorhabditis remanei, 1116 nucleotides. RefSeq lists its product as uncharacterized. Gene Ontology annotation, biological process: embryo development. Gene Ontology annotation, molecular function: protein binding. The coding region runs from base 1 to 1116 and encodes 371 amino acids. The transcript has 5 exons. The record is from RefSeq and is a predicted model, not a curated record. NCBI's taxonomy places the organism in Eukaryota, Metazoa, Nematoda, Chromadorea, Rhabditida, Rhabditidae.